This is a messenger RNA of Enhydra lutris kenyoni (northern sea otter), 3233 nucleotides long. Its product is annotated as POU class 4 homeobox 2. The transcript is spliced from 2 exons. Gene Ontology annotation, biological process: regulation of transcription by RNA polymerase II. Lineage: Eukaryota; Metazoa; Chordata; Mammalia; Carnivora; Mustelidae. Gene Ontology annotation, molecular function: DNA-binding transcription factor activity, RNA polymerase II-specific; RNA polymerase II cis-regulatory region sequence-specific DNA binding. The record is from RefSeq and is a predicted model, not a curated record. Bases 323 to 1549 code for a protein of 408 amino acids.
GGGAGGGAGAGAGGGCGGGGGUAGGGGCAGGCGCGGGGAGAGGGGAGUAUAACUCAGCGGCCGCGAGGCGCAGGGGCAGUUUUGGGCGCCCAGGUCUGCAGCCAGCGCCUAGAGGAGCCCAGCAAACCCUUAAUCUGACGGCGGAGCCAGAGGAGGAGCGCAUAGUUCCGGCAAGGAGCACAGAGCUGGGAGUGGUGGCGGGAGAGCGCAACUUUGCACUGCCCUUCCCAGCUCCUGCGCUCACCCAGCACUUCUUAAAGAGGGUCCUGGCAGACGGCACCUGUGAGUGCGCUACGGAAGAGCGCCCGGGCGGACCGGGAAGAUGAUGAUGAUGUCCCUGAACAGCAAGCAGGCGUUCAGCAUGCCGCACAGCGGCAGCCUGCACGUGGAACCCAAGUACUCGGCACUGCACAGCGCCUCGCCCGGCUCCUCCGCGCCCGCGGCACCCUCAGCUAGCUCCCCUAGCAGCUCGAGCAGUGCUGGCGGCGGUGGUGGCAGUGGCGGGGGCGGUGGAGGCCGUAGCAGCAGCUCCAGUAGCAGUGGCAGCAGCGGCAGCAGCGGCGGGGGCUCCGAGGCGAUGCGGAGAGCGUGUCUUCCAACCCCACCGAGCAAUAUAUUCGGCGGGCUGGAUGAGAGUCUGCUGGCCCGAGCCGAGGCUCUGGCGGCCGUGGACAUCGUCUCCCAGAGCAAGAGCCACCACCACCACCCGCCCCACCACAGCCCCUUCAAGCCGGACGCCACCUACCACACCAUGAACACCAUUCCGUGCACGUCGGCUGCCUCUUCUUCGUCGGUGCCCAUCUCGCACCCAUCCGCGCUGGCGGGCACGCACCAUCACCACCACCACCACCACCACCACCACCAUCAGCCGCAUCAGGCGCUUGAGGGCGAGCUGCUGGAGCACCUGAGUCCCGGGCUGGCCCUGGGUGCCAUGGCUGGCCCCGACGGCGCCGUAGUGUCCACGCCAACUCACGCGCCGCACAUGGCUACCAUGAACCCCAUGCACCAAGCAGCGCUCAGUAUGGCCCACGCGCAUGGGCUGCCCUCACACAUGGGCUGCAUGAGCGACGUGGACGCCGACCCCCGGGACCUGGAGGCAUUCGCGGAGCGCUUCAAGCAGCGACGCAUCAAGCUGGGGGUGACCCAGGCCGAUGUGGGCUCCGCGCUGGCCAACCUCAAGAUCCCUGGCGUGGGCUCCCUUAGCCAGAGCACCAUCUGCAGGUUCGAGUCCCUGACGUUGUCGCACAACAACAUGAUCGCGCUCAAACCCAUCCUGCAAGCGUGGCUCGAGGAAGCCGAGAAGUCCCACCGCGAGAAGCUCACCAAGCCCGAGCUCUUCAACGGCGCGGAGAAGAAGCGCAAGCGCACCUCUAUCGCCGCGCCAGAGAAGCGUUCGCUGGAAGCCUACUUCGCCAUCCAGCCGAGGCCCUCCUCGGAGAAGAUCGCCGCCAUCGCGGAGAAGCUGGACCUUAAGAAAAAUGUGGUGCGCGUCUGGUUCUGCAACCAGAGGCAGAAACAGAAAAGAAUGAAAUAUUCUGCGGGCAUUUAGGAGACCCUCGGCCUCUCCAGGGACAGCCCCUCCUCAUCCCCUCUUUUCCCUCCCUCUCUCUUUCCUGCCUCUUUUCUUUCCACCUUUGGCUACCAGAAACAAUUCCAGUAAAUGUGAAUAAGGAGAGAGCGAGGAUUGGAGAGCGAGCGAACGAGCAAGCAAAUGAGCCCAAGCCCGGUGAGAAUGUGAAACCAUUUCUCAAAGGAGAGAAAAACAAAAGAAGGGAUUUGUCAAGUUGUAGCAAAGUUGUCCCUUUUAACCCCACCCCGUCCGGAAAAGGCACCUCGGCUUCUUCCCAAGAAGUCUGGAGCUGGCUGUUUGCAGAAAGGCAGACGAGACAGCCUUUUAAAAGGCCCCCAAAAUGAUCAAGUAAGAUUUGCUUUUAUUUCUAAAGACAUCACCCUUGUUCAAGUUUAAAAGUACACUUUGCAGCUAUUUUUCAGAAAUAGAAAUCGAUUCAGGACUGAAACUUUAAACUAGAGUUGAAGCUUAAUGUGAUAGAGACAUCUCUAAAGUAUUUUGAAUUAAAAAAAGAUGGCAGAUUUUCUGCAUUUACACUGUAUAUUAUAUAUAUAUUUUUAUUGUGGUUCUUACCCCCUUCUUCCUUCUCUGAAGUGUUAAUGCUUAAGAAAGGAGUCGCGCCUGCUGUGUUCACUGAUCUUGAAAGCUAUUAUUAGAUUAUUGCCGAACAACCCUCUGUAAAUUAUUAAUUUAUCUCUCUAGCAACUUAAUUUGUGCACAUUCUAAUUAAUUAAACUUCUUUAGUCUAACAAACGGGGGAAAUGUAUGGCUAGUGGAGUUAAACAAUUUUAUGUUUCAUGAGUUCACUGAAUUUUUAUGGCUUUCCUCUUAUACCGUGUUCCUUUGGCCCAUUUGUAUAUUCUCACUUUGAAUGAUGAUUGUUUUUUCUUUGUUUUUACUGGUAGUGUUCUGAUUUGUGAGUCGACACUCAGUAAUGGAUGUCUUAAUUGUGUAGACCUGAUUCACUGUCUAAAGUAUUGUUUACUUUGUUACAUAUUUAAUGGGGAUUCCCACAUUGUCCCCACUACACAUGCUCUCUCACUCACCCUUACACACACACACACACACACACACACACACACACACACACGCCUCUAAUGGAAGAGAAGAAGUGAAGCAGUUGGAAGCAUGACUAUGAUGCAUCAUUUUCUAGCUUUAGGUGCAUUUGCCACUUGGUGUUUGCCCUUCCAGAUGCUAAGAUUUCACCAAGGUAUUUCAAUCAUCUUGUUUUGAACUGCUUUAUUGACUACAUUUUAACAUUUACAAGAAUCCUUCAGUUUUUCCUUUUGGAGGUUUGUUUGUAGAAAAACUAAUCUGAACUAUAAGAAAGACAGUGCACUGCUUGUAAAUUCACAUUGUUUGGUAGAAUUCUUUUGGAACAAAAAAAAUUUAGGUACAUGGUGACUGGUACCUUAUCUAUUGUAAAUAUUCCAUUCAAAUGAUGCACAUAUAGAUAUAUUCUUACAAAUUUUGCUGUAUUGCUGUUCCAUUUGAGGCUCUUUGAAGUCUUGAGUUCUGUAUAUGAGCUGGUUUCUUGUUUUUUUUGUUAAUAGAUGGUUUAUUUACUAUGGUAAUGUAUUAAGUUAUUUUUGGUGUUGUUUGAUUGUCUUUCAUUGAAAAGAUGAUUUUAAUGUUUUAUUGGCAAAGUAUGCUGCUUUUUUCA